CCCCGAGCUCUUCCUGUGCCGCUGUUGCGACACCCUUCUGCCUCUCUCCCUUCCCCUCCCACCUCCUCUUUCCUCCUCUGCUUUAAUUUUCUCGGAGUUUUGUGGACUCAGGCUUCGGUUCUGGCCUUCGGGAUUUGAGGCCUCUGGGACCAGGCCGUGAUCUCCAUUCCAAUCUCAGACCUCAACUCCUCUAACCAAGGCCCAGGCUCCACUUGGGACCUCCCGACCCGCUCAAUCUGGGACUCUGCCUGCUGCCGUCACUGCCGCCACUGCCUGAGCCCUCAUGGGGGAGUGAGAGGCCACAGCUGGCCAGACAUGGGCCUCCCCACCGUGCCUGGCUUGCUGCAGCCACUGGUGCUCCUGGUUCUGUUGGAAAUAUACCCCUUAGGGGUUACUGGACUGGUCCCUCGCCUCAGGGACCGGGAGAAGAGAGACAGCCUUUGUCCCCAGGGAAAAUACAACCACCCUCAAAAUGCAUCCAUUUGCUGUACGAAGUGCCACAAAGGGACCUACCUAUACAAUGACUGUCCAGACCUGGGGAUGGACACGGACUGCAGGGAGUGUGAAAACGGCACCUUUAUUGCUUCUGAGAACUACCUCAGACAAUGCUUUAGCUGCUCGAAAUGCCGAAAAGAAAUGGACCAGGUGGAGAUUUCUCCUUGCACAGUGGACCGGGACACUGUAUGUGGCUGCAAGAAGAACCAGUACCGGAAAUAUUGGAGCGACAGUCUUUUUCAGUGCCUGGACUGCAGCCUCUGCCCCAAUGGCACGGUGCACAUCCAGUGCAAGGAGAGACAGGACACCAUAUGCAACUGCCACGCAGGGUUCUUUCUAAGAGAUAACAAAUGUGUGUCCUGUGUUAACUGUCAGGAAAACACAGAGUGCACGAAGUUGUGCCUACCCACAUCUGCAACUGUUAAGGACCCUCAGGACACAGGCACCACAGUGCUGUUGCCCCUGGUGAUCUUUUUUGGUCUCUGCUUUUUAUCCCUCCUCUUCAUGGCUUUAAUAUGCCGCUUCCAACGGUGGAAGCCCAAGCUCCACUCCAUUGUUUGUGGGAAAUCGACACCUGCCAAAGAGGGGGACCCUCAGCCGCUGACCCCAGCCCCAGGCUUCAGCCUCACCAUGGGCUUCAGUCCCAUUCCGGGGUUCAGUCCCAUCCCCAACUCCGCCUUCACCCCCAGUUCCGCCUUCACCCCCAGUUCCGCCUUCACCCCUGGUGGCUGGUCCAAGUGCCCGGCCGAAUCACCCCCUAGAGAGAUGGCUCCAUCCCACCAUGGGGCUGACCCCCUUCUCAAAGCGGCUCCAGUCUCCACCCCCAUCCCCACCCCUCUUCAGAAGCCGCAGGAGAGCGCCCACACACGGCGCCCAGACGCGGACCCCGCAACGCUGUACGCGGUCGUGGACGGCGUGCCCCCGUCGCGCUGGAAGGAGUUCGUGCGGCGGCUGGGGCUGAGUGAGCACGAGAUCGAGCGGCUGGAGCUGCAGAACGGGCGCUGCCUGCGCGAGGCGCACUACAGCAUGCUGGCGGCCUGGCGGCAGCGCACGCCACGCCACGAGGCCACGCUGGAGCUGCUGGGCCUUGUACUCCGCGACAUGGACCUGCUAGGCUGCCUGGAGGACAUCGAAGAGGCGCUGCGUAGCCCCGCCUCCCUCAUGCCCGCCCUCUGCGAGCCCCGAUGAGGCCACGCCCCCGAGGUGGGAGAGGCUGUCCUGAGGACAGCCGCUUCCUGCUUCUGGGCUCCCAAGGACUUUGCAAGAUGCCCUCUAGAUCCCCUUUUUUUAUGGAGAGGAGGGGUCUUGGAGGGGCAGGCGUGAGCUGGCAGCCCCUUACUUGGUGCUACUCCCUCAGUGUACAUAGCUUUUCUCAGCUGUCUGAGCACUGGGAGCGUCAGCGGUGUGUGUGUGUGUGUGUGUGUGUGUGUGUGUGUGUGAGAGAGAGAGGGAGAGAGAGAGAGGAAGAGAGAGAGAGAGAGAGAGAGAGAGAACAUACAGAUAUAGAUAGAUGUGGUGUGUGUGGUUGUGGGAGAGGCUGAGUGUGCCAGGAGCCCAAGUUGGCGGUUGUGAUAAGGAGUACCAGGCCACAUUGCCUAUUUGGGGCCUGGAGGACCCAACAAGGCUGCUUAGGAGACCCUAGUUGGUCCCUGAGCCUUUUUCACAGUAGAUAAGCAAUCUUUGUAUCAAUUAUUUUACACUAAUAGAAACUUGGCACCCCUUUGCCCCCUAUCUGGACAAGCACAGAGUAAGCUGAACUGUCCCAGGGCAGGGACAGUACAGGACAAUGGGGCCUCCAGCCGGAGCUGUGGACUUCUGUAAAUACACUAAAACUGGAAAAGUAAA
Messenger RNA from Pteropus alecto (black flying fox), 2340 nucleotides. RefSeq names its product TNF receptor superfamily member 1A (gene TNFRSF1A). Lineage: Eukaryota; Metazoa; Chordata; Mammalia; Chiroptera; Pteropodidae. Gene Ontology annotation, cellular component: membrane raft; mitochondrion; signaling receptor complex. The record is from RefSeq and is a predicted model, not a curated record. Gene Ontology annotation, biological process: prostaglandin metabolic process; inflammatory response; tumor necrosis factor-mediated signaling pathway. Gene Ontology annotation, molecular function: tumor necrosis factor binding; tumor necrosis factor receptor activity. The transcript has 11 exons. The coding region runs from base 316 to 1683 and encodes 455 amino acids.